UCUGAUUUCUCCCCCCAGCUUAACACCAAAACAUCCCCAGCAACUAACCAGGCAUCCAGCCCAGAGGAAAAGGGGAAGGCUGGCAACUCCAAGAAGGCGGAGGAGGAGGAGGAGAUUGACAUCGAUCUCACAGCACCAGAGACUGAGAAGGCUGCGCUUGCCAUUCAGGGCAAGUUCCGGCGAUUCCAGAAAAGGAAAAAGGACCCCAGCUCCUGAAGGGCCAGCCUCACCCUUCACGCUCCCACCUUCUCUCCCCUUCUCCAGAGCCCUGGCUCCCAUGUGUCUUGGCCCUUUGUCCCUCUAGCCUCUCCCUGAGGCAAAGUCAACCUUCCUGUAUUCUUUUCUCUGGCACCCUGAAGCCAUCACAACAGUAGGGGCCCAAGGAACACAAGAAGAUGAAGGCUUCAGUUGGGAGCCGUUUGCCGAAGGGUGAACCAGUCUCCUUGGGCUGAGUACCUAGGCCUGCCCUGUGGGGUUGGAGCACAAGCGGCUUUGAGGUUGAGAGGUCCCCACCGCCACCACCACCAACAGCCAUGUAGGAAAGAGGGGAAGCCUUUAGAGUAGGGUGCCUGAGGGUCACUUCGUGUGACAUUCUUUCCCUUUCAGGUCCUCCUGUACCACCACCUCCAACCUCCUUCCUAGGAUCAGAGUCACACUGGGGACUGAGCCUCUUUUGCCCCAGGCAGACCUACACCAAGCAGUUUACCACGUUAAUGCAUGCUGAGCAGCUUAGUUCCCAUGAGGGAGGCAAGGAAAACUUUCCUUCACUAUCCAGUCUGAGACCACAGCAGGCAGAGGGAGCAGAGGGUCUGGGGCUAUGGAUGGGGACAUGAUGUGGAGUGGGGUUUAGAGAAGAAAGAAAAGUCAAGCAUGGGGAGGUCCCUAAAGCCAUGGCUUACUACAGUAAAAGCGUAUUGCAGGAAGGAUUCUUGGAGCUUUGCUAACCUGCCUACCUCUAACCGCUAACUCCAGCCACCCCUGUAGUUCCCACCUGCCCCACUGUGGAGUCAGGGCCGAAAUGGAAUAGCUACUCUGUGAUUUUAGCAUGUUUAAUAAUUAUAACAAUAAAAACCCCUCCAAUGGGGUCAUUGAACCUCUGCUAGUGUUU
Molecule: messenger RNA, 1108 nt
Organism: Fukomys damarensis (Damara mole-rat)
Lineage: Eukaryota; Metazoa; Chordata; Mammalia; Rodentia; Bathyergidae
Gene: Pcp4l1
Product: Purkinje cell protein 4 like 1
Exons: 2
Source: RefSeq, a predicted model, not a curated record